Molecule: messenger RNA, 9620 nt
Organism: Cylas formicarius (sweet potato weevil)
Lineage: Eukaryota; Metazoa; Arthropoda; Insecta; Coleoptera; Brentidae
Gene: Ptpmeg
Product: tyrosine-protein phosphatase non-receptor type 4
Exons: 14
Coding region: 590-3304 (904 amino acids)
Biological process (GO): protein dephosphorylation
Cellular component (GO): cytoskeleton
Molecular function (GO): protein tyrosine phosphatase activity; protein binding
Source: RefSeq, a predicted model, not a curated record
UAGCAUCCUGUCCUUUCGAUCUUUCAUGUGCGGUUAAUUUUGUUUUAAAUGUCCCUUAAGAAAUUUUAUGAGUUGGUCCUUUCCAUUUUUUAGAUUUACUUUUUUAUAGGUAUUAUUAAGGGCUUCUCAAAGACGGUUCUUUUUUAAAUACGCAUGUUGUCGUUUAAUAUAUCUUUUUUACAAUAUCAUUUCUUAGAUCCUUAAAAAAGUAUUUUUCCAAAGGUGUUUUAUAAGUAAAAAAUAACCACUCGACUAAUAACUCCCAUUGCCAAUUCAAAUAUCCCGCUGUACAACCCAUAUGACAUAAUUGCCCUACCCAAAAUGCAAUGCGGUCGUUUUGACAAGCUCUAAAAAUCCAUCUGUAAUUUUAUUUGCCUUUAGUUUAAUUUUCUCCAUUAUCGCAUUACCAAAAUUUUAAUCCCCGCAAUAGAGGUGCAAGUCUGGCGGUCUGGCAUUUGGCUAGUGCUCCAAACGGACGAUCUUCCCGGUUACGAGAAGCCAAAUAAAAAUGAUGUGAUUGCAAAAGUAUUUUUGUGUUGGGAAGGUUUUUAUAGGAAUAUGAUGGUCGGUCAGAUAAGGGAACAGAAGGAUGAUAGAGGGUGUAUCGAAGCAUGCCUUCAGUGGUUCUAGCGGCACUUAUAAUGUACGUGCAUUAGAGCUGGCUGCAGCAAGGGAACGUAGGCUGAAAGGUCUUAGUGUGACCGUUAGAUUUCUCGAUGAUACUGACCAUGUUUUCCAUGUUGAGAAACGCUGCAAAGCAGUGGUUCUGCUAGAACAGGUGUACCAGCACCUUGAGCUGGUAGAGAAGGACUAUUUUGGGCUUCAGUUUUCUGAAAAUGGGCAAUAUGAUUCCCAUCCUGGAGGCAUGCGCUGGUUGGACACAUCAAAAUUGGUAAAGAAGCAACUGGGAAACUGCCAGCAUCCACUGUACUUUAGGGUUAAGUUUUAUGUGUCAGAUCCAAGUAAAUUGCAGGAGGAAUAUACCAGAUACCAGUUCUAUUUGCAAUUGAGGCGCGAUAUUUUGGAGAAAAAAUUGAUUUUGCCUCCAUCAACGGCAAUUCUACUCGCCAGCUAUGCAGCACAAUCCGAAUUGGGUGACUAUAGCAGCGAAGAACAUGGACCAAAUUAUUUGUCGAAUAUGCAGCUUAUACCUAACCAAACAGAAGAGAUGGAAAAGAAGAUUUCUGAACUUCACAAAUUGCACAAAGGUCAAUCACCAGCAGAUGCCGAGUUCAAUUUUUUGGAUCAUGCGAAAAGGCUAGACAUGUAUGGAGUUGAAUUGCACAAGGCAAAAGACAAUACUAAUAAAGACAUAAUGUUGGGGGUGACUCAUGUAGGACUUGUGAUUUUCCACAAUAAUGUCAAAAUUAAUACAUUCUCUUGGUCGAAAAUUAUGAAGAUAUCAUUUAAAAGGAGGCAGUUUUUUAUACAGCUUAGGAGAGAACUGUCUGAAAAUUAUGAUACCCUACUGGGAUUCAACAUGGAAGAGUACCGUUCUUCGAAAGCAUUGUGGAAAGCCUGCGUUGAGCACCACACGUUCUUCAGGCUGCAUUCGCCUAAAGUAAAGAGAAAAUUUCCGUUAUCGCUAGGCUCCAAAUUCACAUAUUCCGGCAGGACCGAGUAUCAGACGGUGUCGGACGUCAAGAGACGCGGCAUCCUGGAGAGGAAGUUUGUCAGAUCUCCCAGUAAACAGCUGGUAAAGAACAAUUUUUAUAAUAUAAGAGAUCGAUCUCUGCCUCCACCUUUGGAAGAUAAGGGAAAAUUAGUGGCGCCUCCGCCCAGACCGACCCGCCCUCACGAUACUCACCGAGUCACGACCACCGAUACAAAGGAGCCCAAACAAGCUUGGACCGAAGAAUCGAGAUUAUCAGACGACGACGGAGGGUUUUUGGAACGCACUUUGGAAGGUCCCUUCUCACCCGGUAUCGCAGGACGCGUAAUUAGUUACGCAGACGAAGAGAUACCUUCUCCCACCUCCAACGGCCUGUACGACACGCCCCCUUACAGCGCGAGUCACUCCCCGACGUCUCAAAUCGAAGAAAACCUCGUCACGAUCGUGAUAUAUCCUGACGAAGACGGAAAAUACGGUUUUAACGUUAAAGGUGGGACUGAGACCAGUGUUCCGAUAUUGGUAUCCCGCGUAGCACCUAAUACAUCUGCGGACAGGUGUACACCCAGACUCUCCGAGGGUGAUCAGAUCCUAGCAAUAAACGGCCAUGACGUCACUCAAGCCUUACAACCCGACGUGGUUCGACUAGUUCAAGAAGCCAGGGCCAACAACUCAGGUCAAUUGGUGCUGACUGUCAGACCGAACGUGCUCUACCAAUCGCUGGAAGAAUACGAGGAGCCUCCAUAUCAAUAUGUUCCGGCCACCGACAACGGCGCCCCUUCCGGGAACGCCUUGCAACAGAGUAUGUAUCUGCUGGCCGACGGGUUGGCGAGCGGCGCUCUGAUCGCUCGCUACGAGAUGCUGUACAGGAAACACGCCGACAUGUCGUGCGACGAGGCCUGCAAACAGACGAACGUCAAUAAGAACCGUUACAGAGACAUAUUGCCGUACGACGAAACCAGAGUAGUUCUCGCAAAUGCACCCAGCGGUGAUUACAUCAAUGCCAAUCACGUUCGCAUGAUUAUACCAAACAGCGAUACAGUUAACCAUUAUAUCGCCACGCAGGGGCCCCUCCAGUCGACCACCGAGGACUUCUGGCAAAUGGUGCUCGAACAGGAGUGCACCCUGAUCGUGAUGUUGACCACUCUCGUGGAACGAGGCAGGACCAAGUGUCACAAGUACUGGCCGGGGGUGGGCGAGGCGCUCGCCAUGCAGAACGCCAUAGUGAAAUGCGUAAAAGAAGAGACCGAUUCGUCCGCCAGUUUCAUUUUCCGCGACUUUGUCCUUAUCGACGUGAAGAACGAGAACGCGGCGAGGAAGAUCCGCCAUAUGCAGUACGUCGCGUGGCCCGAUCACGGAGUGCCCGACUCGCCCUGCCAGUUUUUGAAGUUUACUGAUGACGUGCGCGGCAGCAGGAGUGGGGCGGCGCCCGUCGUCGUCCAUUGCAGCGCCGGCAUCGGCAGAACGGGCGUGCUGGUGCUCAUGGAAACCGCAGUGUGUCUGAUGGAGGCAGGCGAGCCCGUCUAUCCGUUAGAGAUCGUCAAGACGAUGAGGGAGCAGCGGGCGAUGAUGAUACAAAAUGCUAGUCAGUACAGGUUUGUGUGCGAAAGCGUUCACGCGGCCUACACGGAGAGGGUGGCAGUUUCGCAAAAGGAUGACGACGGUUCGACGAGGAUACAUGAAAGCGACGGUUGAUGAUUCGUAUAGUAUUAAGGGAUCCGUCGAGAGUAAUAAGCCAACCGAAUUAGAAUCUAAUCGAAGUGAUUUUCAUAGAAACCGCCAGCUGGUGUCAGACUUCGAUAGCAGGUUUGAGGUCAACAUUAGGAAUGAAUUAGUAUCCAAUGUUCCAACGUUCAAUGUACAAAUUGUCUUCCUCUUUGGGAAAUAAGAUAGUUCAAUUUAUAGGUUUAUAGAUAGUUUCAAUAUGGGCAACAUUUCCACAUUUACGGUUUUUUCCCUAAGCUACAGAACUUUAUUUUAAAUAAAAAGGGUAUGUUUUUUAAAUAACUUAAAUAACAAUAAUUGUAGCCCUUCUGCUACUUGAUACUGUCCUAAGCAAUCUUCAAAUUUCCCUGUUUUGGAGAGCAUUUGAUGUUAUAGUUCGAAUUUCGGCACUUAUCCGCUCUUCUAAAUCAGUCAAGGUGUUGGGUUUGGUUUUGUACACUUUAGUUUUUGAGGUGACCCCAAGGGAAAAAAAUCUGGGAGAUAUAAAUCUAGUGAUAUAUCAACUAAAAAUAUUCAAUAUUUUUUGCACAAUUAAUUUGUGAAUAACUUUUCAACAGCUACUUCGUAUUUUGUGAAAAAGUCAAUCAAACUCCAAUGUUCUUUUGGGUGAUCAUUGUUCAAAACGAUAAUAAUAAACCCUCAAAAUUUUAAAAUUUAUCAAAAUAUCUAAGAAAUUAUUGGGAUUAAGUAAACCUUAGCGAAUCUAUCAUAAAUUUUCUCUCCGGGAUAGAACAGUAGAGUAGCUAAUUCUAAGCUAAACUGUGCCAGUGGGCGGUCCAACUAAUUGGUCUCUGUAUUGUAUGUUUGUUAUGCUAUUUUCUGAAAUAAAAGUCGUUUAUUAUUAUAAUGACCUUGUUUACGGCUGCUCUGAAUAAUUCAUUGGUUGUUUUCGUUAGUGAAUGAACAUGGUUUUUAUGUUCUCAAGUUCUUCAGUCAUAAUAUCCUACGCCUCCCGGAUCCUCUCUUGCCAUAGACCUUUACCUGGAGAGGUAUUUGUUGUCGUUCCGCAUUAUAUGACAAAGAUUUUCAAGUUUUCUUUUUAUAGUGCUUAUCACUUCCCUCCCUUUGCUCAUUCUUUUCAGUACUGAUAUGUUAAACACCUUGUCCUUCCACAAGAUCCUCUGAAUUCUCAUUUCAAAUGCUUCUAAGUUUUCUUUGGGUUGUGGCUUUUAAAGAGUUUUGACAUUUUGAUAAAAAUUUGUCUUGUCUUUUCUAUUACUCAUUUAAUUUCUUAAAAGUGCUCCCAUUGCUCAUUAAUUAUUGAAUCAUAUCAACACUCUUUCUAGUGGACUGUGUCUGAUAAGCAGUUGACAGUUCUAGUGGACUGUCUCUGAUAAGCAGUUGACAGUUCUAGUGGACUGUCUCUGAUAAGCAAUUGACAAUUUCGGAUGUCCUGUUUAUUAUCAUGAACUUCUGUUUAUUUUUUGACCAUACUGUUCGCUGGCAUCAUUUAGCAUGUUCAUCAACCCUUGUAGGCCAAUCAGAUAGUAUCGUCUGCAUAUCGAAUACUAAUACAGUAAUAAGUUGAAGAUAAAAGGCGAGAGAAUACAGCCUGGUCCAAAGCCACGUUGUAUAGAAACGGCAUAUUCCUGUACGAGUAUAACUUCCUUAUGAUUUUAAUAUCCUUAUCGUUCAAUCCAGCGUUCCUGCAAUUAAGAAUGUAAGAAUGUAAUAGCAGCCGCAAUUUCAUCAGUUAGGGACCACAUUUUUAUUUGAGAGAUUGGUGAGUCUUCUCUUCUAUCGUGAAAUAAAUUCUCUAUAUAUUUCUCCCCUGUUUUUUCAUGUAUUUUCGGUCAACAAUCAUUUUUCCGUGUUCAUUGGUUAGCUUACAUGCGGUUUUUUCUCAUAUAUUCCUGUUACUUCACGUUCGCUUCUUUAAUCUUUCUUUGUACCAUUCUUCGUACUCUGUGGCAACAUUCAGAAAGUACAACACGAAAUAAUAUACCGGGUGUUCAAUUUAAAUUAAACAGGUAAGGUGUUGUAUAUGUGUAUGUUUUUGAUAAAAUAAGCUGUUAUGGAGGUGUCAAAGGAUCCCGCAAUAAUUCAACGUUAGAUAAUUAAAAAAAGCAGUCAUUUUGGACGGUUUUUGCUUUAUUAACCGCAAGUGAAUGCAAGUGAGAAAUAACUUUUUUCACAUCUUCAUUGUCAAUUAACGAAUAGUUUUAGUAAGUUUUAACUUUCAAGUCGUAACAUUGGAUACGAACUCGUUUUCGUCGUUUUUCUCAAACCUCCCGUCGAAGUCUGAUACCCUAAGUGCCCCAAAUACUAAUUCGUUUGGAUUACAAACCGUUUUGAAUCCGUCCAUUGUAAUUUUCCGCCAUUCGAACGACGACGGCCUAUUUUUUUUAAAUCAAAUUUCAUCGAACAGAUGCGAUUUAGAAAUUUAAAUUUCGAUCAAAAAGCCGGGAAAUAUGUGGAAAUUUAUCUCUUGAAAAAUAAUUUUACCGUCCGAUAGAAUAGUCAUUGGGUCUCGGCAAUAAUACCGCGAUAUUUUUAUGAUCCUCAAGAAACAAUCUUACAGGAAACACUGCCAUUUUGUAAAUCGUAAAUAGUAUGUAAAGGGCUCUAGAUAUGUACAGGAUGUUUUAGUAUAAGAUCCUUAAAUGUCAAUAUAGGGACUCUUUAUUUUAAAACUGCUUUAGAUAUUUUGUUGAUUGUUUGAUAGAGGCCAACAAUGCAUGGAAAUAAUCUUUUGGUUUGAAAAUUAUUUUUAUACUUUCACCAGUGGCGCGAAUGAUAGGGACUUUCAGCCAAAAAGCGGAGUGAUUAAAAUUAUAUUAUUUAAAAGCGAAAAAAUUGUGUUUUUGUGAAUUAAAAAUGAAGACUUUUGUUUUUGCUUGGUUUUGUUGAUCACUUCUGUCAAAGUUCACAUUGAUAAAUUCGUUUAAAUUGAAAUGACUUCACUUAUCUAAUUGCAAUUGAAAAAACGAAAAUCUUCUAAAAAUUUAAAUUGAUUUGUGACGUAACAAUAAAUAAUAGUAAAUCGGACCUGCAGAGUAAGUAGGUCCAUGACUUGUGUGCAGAUUUCCAUUAUAGUUUUUUGAUCUUUCAUGUUUUUUCCACCGACUGAAUGAGUAAGAAGCAUUUUGGAUUCUAUCCCUGUCUAUAAUAACUUUUGUUCUUUUACAACGAUAAUAUUUUAUCGUGUUUUUUCCGCCGUAAAUAUUACGUAUUGAAUAAUACUUACACACUAUAGUAAUAGUGCGAGUUUCCCAGUGACUGGAAGCUAAGAACAGUGGCCCUGGUGAACUUUCUCAUUUUAGGACUAUAAGUCUAUUGCCGAUUUUUUCCAAGAUCCUCGAAAAAAUUAUGACCAAAGAGUAGAGCGAUUAUUCUUUGCGGACUGCUAUAAUUCCAAUGCAGUCCGGUUUUAGAGUUCAGCUAGGCACAACAUCUGAUUAUAUUACACUCUUGAUCAUAAUAUUUUGUGUACUAAAUUAAAUUCUUUGCGUGAGAUUCUUCCGCAGCGCCUUCUUACGAAAUUUCUUGCAUGGUCGAAGGAGGAGUACCUUUGACUUCUGUCGCUAUCAUAACUAUCUCAGCUUGGAUUAAUUUACUUCCAACUAUACCUCUGCCACGGGUCUUGACAUUGCAGAACAUCAAAUAAAUCAUGGUCUAAAUAUUGUAACAAACUUCAACUUAACAACUCAAUCUCAGCUCAUAGAUUUUGGCAAUAGCAACCAUUUUGCUCACGUGUCUUAUCUUGUCCAACAUAGUUAUUGUCAACUUGACCUUGCAUCUGUUUAAAUAUUGUCUAGCAAAAUUGAAAUGACACCAUUAUUAUUCCUAACUUCGUAUACUGCAGUAUGUUAUAUUGGCACGCUCUUCUUCGUCAAGACAGAGAAAGCCUCCAAAAAUUACAAAACAGCUAUAUAUAAGGUUUCGUUAUGGAUUGAGACGGUUUAAAAAUAUCUCUGCUUCAUAUUCAAAUUCCAAUUGGCGUAGACUGGAAAUUCGAUUUCAGCUGCAUAUAUGUACACUUGUUUUUAAAAUUACCCUUUCACAACAGCUUUUGUAUUUUUUUGAUAAGCUAGUCAGAGGCUGUGGAGUUCAUUUGGUAUCUGACAUGGCACAUAACGGCCAUGUUUCAGAAAUCGUUUAGUUACAUUGCAGUUAAAUAUUUCAAAUCUAUUUCCCAUUGCAUUAUGGCUUGCUUUAAAAAAAAAAACUUUAAGGAUGCUGUAUGCUUUUCUGAAUAUCUAAUUGAAUGAUUUUGAAUGUGGUUUCUGUAAUACUUCUCUGUUGAUCUGCAUUUUUUUCAUGUCACUAGCAAAAUCUUUUUUCAAUGGCAAUGUUAUCGAUAUAUAUUUUUUGUUUUGAAAAAUUUGUUUGUUGUCUUGUUUUUGUGUUUGUGUUACUAUCUUGUUAGUAACUAUACUGAGUGGAUAGUUAUGAUUAGUUGGAAGCUAGACCUCACCUCUUAAAUUACACCUUUUUUUAUGUAUUGGCUGCAAUAGGAAAAAUAAAGGCAUUAUUAUUAAUAUUAUUGUUAUUAUUAAUACUUUUCUCUCCCAGACUGCCAGUCAAUCUUGUUCUGCUUUGUGUAGUAUCCAUACUUUACUCCCAUUCGUAACUGUGGGCUUCUUCUGACUGUUUUGUAUAGUCUCACUAGAUUUCCUGGCUCUAGGUUUCUUGCCCUCAGUCAGCCUGGUAUUUCUCCGGUCAUGUCUGCCUUCUACUAAAUACCGUUCCCAGAUAAGUAUAUUUUUCUACUUUCUAUUACUGGUUUCUUUUAAUUUCCGGUCCAGCUCAUUUACUUAAUCUUCUCUUAUUUGAUGCUUAAGGCAAAUAAUGCUGCUUCUUGUUAUACUUUCUCUAAUUUCUCAAAAGCUAGUCAUUGCUAUCUUUUCUGAUAUAUGUUUAUGGAUUUUUGUCUGAUGACCUUUUCUCAGCAUAGACAACAAUACUGAGGAUAGUGGGUCACUCUGCCUUACUGUUUGAAUCCAAAUUUACCUGAGAUUCUGUUUUUAAGCCUUACUCUAUUUUAUGUUCUUAGUGUGACUCGUAUCAUUUUUGUUAGUGUGUUAAGUGGUUUUAUGGUUAUUGACUGUUUUAAAUUUACCAUUAAGUUUCCUGUGUAGAAAAUACAUCAGAAAAAUUUUGUUUUUUAUUCCUUUAAUUCUCUUUAAUUUCAUCCGUCUCUUUCUUUCUUCUCCCUGCAGCCAAUUUUUUUGUAGAAAAUACAUUCCAUGUUCUUAACACUCAAAUCAGUGUUUAGUUUAAUGUUGACCACUUUGCUUGCUUUGCUUCUGUCCGAUCAACUUUCGAAACUUUUAGAUGAUUUCCCGUGUUUAGGAAUAUAAAAAAAUAAAAAUAUAUAGCCAGAUACAUUUUUUACAAAACCCCGCUUUGACGCUGCAGACUUUUUCCAUUUCUGUCAAAGUUGACGUGGAAAAUUUUUUGAUAGUUUGUUUUUAUCCCUUUAAAUCAGAUAUUGGUAGAAGGCAGAGAUUAGUAAAACUGAAAAACCACAACACACACAACGCAUCGUUUAUAGUAUUUUAUGCAACUAGUGUAGUAAACGGCAUUUGAGUCAUAAGUUGAUUUGGCACGAGCGGGGCGAGUGUUUAAUAAACGACAAAACGUGUUGUAUACUAUACUUUUGCUACGACCGUUAGUUUUCGGGUACAUUUUUGCAAAACAACACAAAUACAUUCACUGACAUGACCGUCACAAGUGAGAAACGUCAUAAUUCAACCUUGAGAAAUAUCUCCGAAAACAUCCAAUUGCUUCUAAACCCUUGCGGUAAUCUCCUGGAAAUGUUCGAAGUGGCUCGGAUCGAUGGUAAACGAAAGUCACGUGGUAAAAUUACACUUUCCGAGAAAACCUUUUUAAAAGCACCGAGACUGCCAGUAAAAGAUUCCCUUCCAAAUAAGGGAUGGUUGGAAUGUUGAAAAGGAAUCCACAACAAAGAAAAAUGCCGAGGCCUUCCAACAGUAUUAAAUUUAGCAUUGGUUGAUAAUCUUAAAUGUCAAAGAAAACGUUUCUGAACUAUAAUUAAUUCUGCAGUCAUCUAUAUUAUAAGUAUUUAUAUGUUUUUACCAAGGUUCGCAAAAUUUUCUUUUGAACUCUAUGAAUUGCAUCAACGUGGUACUGAUAGAUAUGGUAUCAGAUCACUGAAGCAUAUCCUAUUCCAGAAUACACAAUGGAAUUAUAUAAAAUUACAAUGCAAAAAAUAACACUACAAUUCAAAAAGAAAAAUGUACAAUUUCAACCCUACCAUCUACAUCAACUAGCAACUUUAUCAAAGAUUAUCGAAGGCCUCGUAACAUCUUAAGUAAUAAAA